AGCGCACCAGCAAAUGCUAAAAUCCACGUUGAGGUUUCGGCAAAGUUUGUGAUUAAUUCUCAUGGAAGUUUAGGCCAAAAACCCGCUUAUUCCAUCUGCUGUGGCUUGAGGAACGCUUAAAACAAUGAAACAGUUUAGCCUCUUCCCCGCGCUCCUGGUAAGUGCGGUCGUUUUGUUGUUCGCCGAUGUGGCGCUCGCCGGUCGGGAUUUCUACAAAAUUCUUGGCCUCCGGAAGACGGCCAGCAAGAACGAGGUGAAAAAGGCGUACAGAAAACUGGCCAAAGAGUUGCACCCGGACAAAAACAAGGACGAUCCGGAUGCGUCCCAAAAGUUCCAGGACCUGGGUGCCGCCUACGAAGUGCUGUCGGACGAUGAUAAGCGCAAGCUGUACGAUCGGUGCGGCGAGGAGUGCGUGAAGAAGGAGGGCAUGAUGGACAACUCGGACCCGUUCGCGCAGUUCUUCGGCGCAGACUUUGGAUUCGGAUUCGGUGGCCAGGAGCAGCGGGAAACGCCCCGCGGAGCCAACAUCGUGAUGGAUCUACACGUCACGCUGGAAGAGCUGUACAGCGGGAACUUUGUGGAGAUAACGCGGAACAAACCGGUGAUGAAGCCGGCCUCCGGAACGCGCAAGUGCAACUGUCGCCAGGAGAUGGUCACGCGCAAUCUAGGCCCGGGCCGGUUCCAGAUGAUGCAGCAAACCGUGUGUGACGAGUGUCCCAACGUGAAGCUGGUGAACGAGGAGCGUACGAUCGAAAUCGAGAUCGAGCCGGGAAUGGAAGAUGGACAAGAAACGCGCUUCUCCGGCGAGGGUGAACCGCACAUGGACGGCGAUCCGGGUGAUUUGAUUCUGAAGAUUAAGACGGUGCCACACCAGAAGUUUGAGCGACGUGGCGAUGAUCUGUACACGAAUAUCACGAUCAGCCUGCAGGAUGCGCUCAUCGGUUUCACACUCGAUAUCGUUCAUCUCGACGGUCACAAGGUGACGGUGACGAGGGAAAAGGUCACCUGGCCGGGCGCCCGUAUUCGCAAGAACGGCGAAGGUAUGCCAAACUACGAGAAUAACAACCUCCACGGAACGUUGUACAUCACGUUCGAUGUGGAGUUCCCAAAGACGCAGCUCAGCGAUACGGAAAAGGAAGACAUAAAAAAUCUGCUCAACCAACCCUCCAACAACCGGGUGUACAACGGUCUGCGAUACUCGUAACCUCGCUGCACACCACCAGUACACAGUGUGGCCACAGGGAUAACUAAUUAAGAGCCAUGAGACUACCGUCGGUCAGGCUCCAGGAAAUAGCUUGAUCUACUCUUAGGAAAACAACAAAUUUAGUGUAUGGCCCUAGCGAGGGACACCGGACUCCCGGUAGAUUUCUUUCCUUAGGACGUCUGCGAGGGCAGUGAAAUCGUCUAAUCAAUUUGUGACCGCGUCGGGACCGUUUUUGCGUUCCGGUAGCAAGCGGGUGCUAGCAUAUUUAUUAUUGCAAUUGUGUUAUCCCUUCCUGAACCGAUUCUUACGACGGCUUCUGUUCCCUGCGUUAGGAACAAUGCGCCCCCCCCCCUACCUUUCCUCCUUCUUCAGUCCGAUUUUGUAAAUAAUGCGUUAGUUCGAAACUAAACGAAAAUAAUUAUUACGAAAUCCAAUAAAGUCACAUGAACAAAUCA
This is a messenger RNA of Anopheles aquasalis, 1659 nucleotides long. RefSeq names its product DnaJ heat shock protein family member shriveled (gene shv). Gene Ontology annotation, cellular component: endoplasmic reticulum. The record is from RefSeq and is a predicted model, not a curated record. Gene Ontology annotation, biological process: protein folding; protein maturation. Gene Ontology annotation, molecular function: misfolded protein binding. NCBI's taxonomy places the organism in Eukaryota, Metazoa, Arthropoda, Insecta, Diptera, Culicidae.